This is a messenger RNA of Prunus avium (sweet cherry), 417 nucleotides long. NCBI's taxonomy places the organism in Eukaryota, Viridiplantae, Streptophyta, Magnoliopsida, Rosales, Rosaceae. The record is from RefSeq and is a predicted model, not a curated record.
GUCCCAACCAAACGCCUCCAUACCAAUCCUCUCACUCUCCUCCCUCACUACACUCACUAUACAAGAAAAUAGAGAUCUGAAGAGACCAAGGCAUUUUCUUCUCUUUGAUUGUUUGGCAUUGCUAAUUCAUUUCUCCAAUAAUUAAUGGCUGUCAUCACUGAAUCUUUGCUCGGCGAUCAAUCAUCAUCACCGCCACCGGAAGCUACAUCGGGUCAAAACAACUCAGAGUCGACCCGGCCUAAUGAUGCUGACCCGUUCAAAAAGGUGAAUGUGGAGCAGUGGAUUCUUGAGCUUCGCGACAGACGUACCCGAGAAAACGCACUGCAACGCCUCUCCAAGAUCAGGGAAAUUCGUGAGGACUUGGCUCCGUUGCUGUGGCAUUCCUUUGGCACCACAUAUACAUUGUUAAAGGUAUGA